CCGUCGGCAGUCGGCUCAGGGCACCUGAGGCAAUUCUCAGGGCUUUAACCGACGGGGAGAGAUUCGAAGGUGUUCAACACUGUCCGAAGGCGCGUGGCCGAGGAUCUGAUCGGAUAGCUUCUAAGCGUGCGCACCCUUGGUCUAGACUUCAGAUAGAUAAUUUUACUAACCUGCGCACCCCCGGCACUUUUGCCUUUCGCUCUCCCUUUGGGUUUAGCUUUCGUUUCACAAGACACAGCUGAACAACAACUCUCUUUCUCUCUGCAACACAUGCGCCGAGCUCACUAACAUGCGCCAUCUUCUGUCCACCAUCACCGCCAUGCCCGUCACUUCAUCUCCUUCUCCCAAACCCAGAAAACCCUCCAUGAACCCUAAUGCUAACCCUAAUUGCUCCUUACUUUGCAAACACUCUCCCUCCGCAACCCUUGACAUUCUCAUCCUCAUCCUUGUCCUCUUCUCAGGCACUUUCCUUAUUACCUCUUACUUCUCCUACAUCGUGCAAUCUCUCUCUCUCAUCCUCCCGUCGAUCAUCCUCUCUCACUCCUUAUCCUUCCGUGAAUCGCCCGGUCCGUACAUUCUAGGGUUUCUGGUGUUCUUUGCGGUGUUCAUCGUGACAAUUGAGCUCUGCUGCGGCUAUAGGUCGAGGAAAUGUGAUAACCCGGGAUGCAAGGGUUUGAAGAAAGCGAUGGAGUUCGAUUUGCAGUUGCAGACGGAGGAGUGCCUGAAAUCGUCGUCCAAGGAGAUCGAUGUGUUGCCGUGGAAGGGUGGGAGUGAGGCGAAUCCUGAUUACGAGUGCUUGAGGUCUGAACUGAGGAAGAUGGCGCCCCCGAAUGGCCGGGCGGUUUUGCUGUUCCGCGCGCGGUGUGGAUGCCCAAUCGCGAAGCUCGAGGGGUGGGGGCCGAAGCGAGGGCGGCGGCACAAAAAGGCUCUGGCCAGUCUGGCUCUAAAUGGAGGAGGAGACAACCGUUGAUUGUUUGUGGUGGUUUCUACCAUUGGGUUCCAUUCACAUAUUUCUCCUUUACUGUCUUGUUUUGACUUUAAGAUUUUGAAUGUUCCUUUCUUCUUUCUGGAAGAAUUCACAUUUGAUUAGAACCUUUUUUUUUUUUUUUUAAAUCGUACAAACUUACUGCAGACUUUACCAAUGUCUGAAGCAACCUUUAAUGUGUCCACAUCACAGUGGAAUGUUGUCUCUCACUGCUACAAGGAUAUACCAGAUUGAUGCGAAUAAAGAUGUGAAGUAGCAAAUGGAUAUUCUAUCACUUAUUUUA
Vitis vinifera (wine grape) is the source of this 1268-nucleotide messenger RNA. RefSeq lists its product as uncharacterized. The transcript is spliced from 2 exons. The record is from RefSeq and is a predicted model, not a curated record. The coding region runs from base 290 to 970 and encodes 226 amino acids. NCBI's taxonomy places the organism in Eukaryota, Viridiplantae, Streptophyta, Magnoliopsida, Vitales, Vitaceae.